Molecule: messenger RNA, 237 nt
Organism: Colletotrichum tamarilloi
Lineage: Eukaryota; Fungi; Ascomycota; Sordariomycetes; Glomerellales; Glomerellaceae
Exons: 1
Coding region: 1-237 (78 amino acids)
Source: RefSeq, a predicted model, not a curated record
AUGUACUGUGGUAGCUUUCCCGCCUGGGCUGUCCCUCGGUCGGUGCGUCGGGGGCCUCUUCAGGGACCACAGUGCCGGAGAAAAUCAUCGUCAGCGGGGUCCCUUUUUCUGUGUCUCCGUCCUUUCUUCCAGUGGACCGUAGGUAUCAGCGGAGGGAACCUAAGCGCAGGUGGCUGUGCAAACAAAUCGCUGCAGACUGCAGAGUGGUCCCCCCCCCCCCCCGUAGCCGAAGCUUAG